Molecule: messenger RNA, 461 nt
Organism: Vavraia culicis subsp. floridensis
Lineage: Eukaryota; Fungi; Microsporidia; Pleistophoridae
Exons: 1
Coding region: 15-443 (142 amino acids)
Biological process (GO): translation; ribosomal small subunit assembly
Cellular component (GO): ribosome; cytosolic small ribosomal subunit
Molecular function (GO): RNA binding; structural constituent of ribosome
Source: RefSeq, a predicted model, not a curated record
AAAAAACGGAAAGAAUGCAAAGCCGCAUAUACCAAGUAGAUCCAACAUCAUUCAUAGGCACGCUAUCAUCACACCUAAAGAACAACAACCUUCUGACUCAGCCACAAAAUAUUGAUAUAAUAAAAUCGUGCAGCGGCAAACAGAACGCUCCUCUCGACCCUGACUGGUUGUACGUGCGAGCGGCGUCCGUGUACCGCCAUUUCCUUACUGCACACUUCAAGAACGAGCGUAUUACAGUGACACGGCUGGCGAGUCUUUAUGGAUGCAAAAAAGACAGGGGAUCACGGCCUGGUAAGAAGGUGAGGGCGAGCAAGGGGCAUUUAAGGAGUAUUGUUAGGGAUUUUGGAAAGUUGGGAUGGCUUGUUGAGGAUGACAAGGGCAAGUUUGUGAGUGAGGAUGGUAUUAAGCUGAGUGAGCAGUUGAUUGAGAAGAUAUUGAGUUAAAGUAUUAUUGAUUUGAGG